This is a messenger RNA of Rosa chinensis, 809 nucleotides long. RefSeq lists its product as uncharacterized. NCBI's taxonomy places the organism in Eukaryota, Viridiplantae, Streptophyta, Magnoliopsida, Rosales, Rosaceae. The record is from RefSeq and is a predicted model, not a curated record. The transcript has 3 exons. Bases 115 to 531 code for a protein of 138 amino acids.
ACAAAAUGAACUCCCAAAAAGCCAUCUGGUAUACGUCUUCCUUGACUUGGAUGACUCGAUAAGCUUGAACUCUGGCGUGGACAUCAGCUUGAUUCGGAGAUUACUUCAGUCAGCAUGAUUCAGAGAUGCCCCUGUAUAGAUAAAGGGGGUUCUCCUCUUGAUUCUACACUUCACUCAUUCAGAGCACUCUUCAUCAACAUUUCCGGGCAAUUCUGCGGUCUGCGUACUUCGUGCUUCUCUCCUGAACACCUUGUGAGCUGGGAUUGCAGUCUGGGCUUCUCUUCCGAACACCUGUUCAAAGCUACAGAAAAUAUCAUUCAUGUUGCGACCGCUCGGGGAUCUCCAUGGCUCCACGGCGACACAAGUAAAAGAGACACUGCAAAAAAAAAAAAAAACCAAGAAGUAGCAGAGAGGCCUCAACUUUUUAGAGUCUGCUUGCCGGCUCCUCCUUCGAACAAAGUUGUUGAAUUCUUCUUCUCUCCUUUGCAGCAGGGCUUCGCCUUUCUCUUGAUGUGUUUUCUCUGCCUUUAACUCUGGCAUUGUGCUUGCUUUUAUAGAGAGUCUUGGAGAUAAGAUUGAGUCUUGAUUUUGAGUUUGAAUAAACUUAUCUCGAGAUAGCCGGUUGUGCAUGGCAAUGAGUUUGUUACAAUCAAUUUGAGUCAAGCCCGCAUAAUCUAUAUCAAUUUGGAUAGCAUGACUUGAAUUUGAAUUCGAAUGUUUAGAUGUUACCAUAUCACCUCCUGGGCUUUACACGGAUAAUGUCUACCGUGUUUAAACUUUUGACAAUGCAUUUACUUUGACUUUUGUUU